Solea solea (common sole) is the source of this 4218-nucleotide messenger RNA. Its product is annotated as very-long-chain (3R)-3-hydroxyacyl-CoA dehydratase-like. Gene Ontology annotation, molecular function: 3-hydroxyacyl-CoA dehydratase activity. Gene Ontology annotation, biological process: fatty acid elongation; very long-chain fatty acid biosynthetic process; sphingolipid biosynthetic process. Lineage: Eukaryota; Metazoa; Chordata; Actinopteri; Pleuronectiformes; Soleidae. The coding region runs from base 161 to 1243 and encodes 360 amino acids. The record is from RefSeq and is a predicted model, not a curated record. Gene Ontology annotation, cellular component: endoplasmic reticulum membrane. The transcript has 11 exons.
CCCGGAAGUGUGCGCCAUCAUCAUCCGUAUUGUCCGGUGUGUGUGUGUUGGGGGGCUGGGUGCUGUGUGCUGUGUGCUGGUUUUGAGGUAGAUUUACCGACUUUGUUCCGUCCAAAUUUUUUGUUUUGAAGACACCGUUAAAAAAAUAGACGUGGUGACGAUGCAGAUUCUGACUCCUCGCGUUUACUGGGCUCAGCGUCACGGAGAGAUUUAUCUGCGGGUGGAACUGAGUGAUGCAAAGAACCUUGACAUCAGCCUGCAAGAAAACAACAUACUUCAGUUCAGAGCACAAGGCCAUGGAGCUAAAGGAGAUAAUGACUAUGAGUUCAGUUUGGCUUUCCUGGAGCCUGUCAGACCUGAGAUUGACCAUAAAUCCACCCAGCGUCAGGUGGACAUCAAGAUCAAGAAGCAGGAGGAGCGCUGGUGGGACCGGCUGACGCUGCAGGAAAAGAAGCCUCUGUUUCUUGGUCCUGAUUUUGACCGCUGGCUGGAUGAGUCUGACGCCGAGAUGGAGCUUCAGACUAAGGAGGAAAUGAUAAACAAGAUAAGUGUGGAGUCGAGAAUCCGUAAAGAUCCCUAUGUUGGUCUGAAGAGAGGCUACUUGUUUGUGUACAACCUGGUACAGUUCCUGGGAUUCUCCUGGAUCUUUGUUAACAUGACUGUUCGACUCUUCAUCCUUGGUCAAGAUUCAUUCUACGAUACUUUCCACACCAUGGCUGAUAUGAUGUAUUUCUGUCAAAUGAUGGCUGUGUUCGAGGUCAUUAAUCCUUUGUUGGGUCUGGUCAAGACUGGUUUUGUCCCUGCUAUGAUACAGGUGUCAGGGAGGAACGUUAUUCUGUUUGUCAUAUUUGGAAUCCUAGAGGAGAUGCAAAACAAACCUGUUGUCUUCUUCGUCUUCUACCUUUGGAGCACCAUUGAGAUCUUCAGAUACCCUUUCUACAUGCUGGCCUGCAUUGGUACAGACUGGGAGCUGUUGACGUGGCUGAGAUACAGCCUCUGGAUCCCUCUAUACCCACUAGGGGUCAUAGCUGAAGCGGUGGCUUUGGUCCAGUCUCUGCCCAUCUUUGAUGAGACCCGUUUGUUUAGCCUUCCUCUCCCUGCAGUGCUGGGGCACUCACUGAGCUUCUCCUACAUUCUGCAGCUCUACCUGGUCAUCAUGUUUCUGGGACUCUUCUUCAAUUUCCGACACCUGUCCAAGCAGAGGAGAAGACGUUACCGCUCAAGGAAAAGGAAAAUCCACUAACUGAACAGCGUGUUUACUAUUUACUCUAAACACACCCUGAACCUCUGUUCACUCAAAGCAGUUGUUUUCCUUUUUAUUGCUUUUUCUCUUUCUCCACCCUCCUUCACAUAUAUAACACAUUGACCUAACGGUGGAGCAUCGGUUUGAUUUUCCCUCCACUUGGUGAACUGUUAACCUCCUCCUGACUAAAUAGUUUAAAUCCUGACAAUUUGACAAAUUGAAAUGGCAGUUGCUGUAGUUCUGCUGUGAGUUAAAGUUGCUUUUGUUCCAUUCUAGAUGUGUAUUCACAAAAAAUGUGGCACUGUACCAAAUUUCUGCAAUACAUUUGUUGUUUUAUUUGUACCUUUCACAUUUUUUUAGAAAAUCAUGUCCUAAAAAUACUACCCCCAAAUACCUAUUAAAGGGGACAUAUUAUACCCUAUUUCCCCAUUUAAAAUAGUUCCCUGGUGUCCUAAUGAACAUGUCAGUCACAUGCUUUGGUCAAAAUACCAUAAGGAUGAAGCACCAUAGCAGUUCAAUAACCCUGCUAAACCCGCCCCUUUCAGAACGCUCGGUUUUGUGCGUGGUCCCUUUAUAUGCAAAUGAGACACAGGCAAAAACACACCCACUUCUUCCAGGGGGUUUCUGAUUUGUCCUCUUCACAACGCUCACUCACUCAGAUCCUGUUCCCUCUGCUCCAUUCGUCUCCCCCUCCCUCCACUAGUUCUCUGACAAUAUCAAUAUGGCAGAGUGCCGUCACAGGAAGAGACGUCCGACACAAGGAUCGAGCCGAACGCUGCCGAACUGUAAAUCAGUUAAAAACACUUAGGGACAGCACCGCUGAUCGCCAGCAGCGCGCGGCGAGCUGAAUAAACUGCCGCUGUAUGUGACUGAUCUCCAGCUCCAUACAGUCACCGGUCUGACUGGUGGUGAUCAGCGGUGCUGUCCCUAAGUCUUUUUAACUUAUUUUCACAGAGAGUGCCGUCACAGGAAGAGACCUCCGACACAUGGAUACUUAGGGACAGCACCGCUGAUCGCCACCACUUUUCGCCAGCGGCAAACUGCAUAAACUGAACAUACAGUCACCGGUCUGAUACAGUCACAUACAGCGGCAGUUUAGGCAGCUCGCCGCUGGCGAUCAGCGGUGGCGAUCAGCUGUGCUAUCCCUUCUUAAAAAUGUGUGUGUUUGUACGCCGGUGAAAUACAUUCACUGACUAAAUAGGCUGACCGCUGGCUGCAGUCUGAUGCGAAGUGGUGCGAACACACGAACAUGUUUGCUGACUUCAUCCGGCACAUUAGCUUCAAAUAUAAAAUCCUCUGAGGCUGGAAGUUUGUGUAAAACACUGUGCUCCACUGUGCAGCCACGAACAGCACACUUGUCCCUCCAUGUUGACAUAAUACCGCUCUUCCUCCCUCGCCUGCACUCUCGCAGGGACAAGGUGGAGCAAAGGUGGAGCUCUCGAAGUAAACUUACUGGUGGGGCGGUAACAUUCGCGGUGAAAUGCGCAUGCUGCCGUCAUAAGCGCAGAGAAUUCAACAUAGUGUGUUUUAUCGCCUAUACUUACACUAAGGGGACCACGAAAACAUGACUGAGUAUUCUUUUUCCACAAUUUGGCGACUGCUAGGGCCUUUAGAGUCCCAAAUAUAAGUAUUAAAAUGGUUAAAAAGUUGAUUUUGCAUAAUAUGUCCCCUUUAAAACAUUAACAUUUGAAUCACCGUUAACAAUCUUAGAACUGUUUAUUGCAAAUCAUUAAUCUAGAAGUCUCAAACUUGCACCUGAAGUCACAGCUCCUGAUUCUAUCUCUUGUGUGGGCAAUUUGACCUGUUCAAGGUCAUAAGGUAGUAACAGGGCUGAUCAACAGUAUAUGUAUUGCAAUGUAAUUUCCUUCAAUGUCACUAUUACAAAGGUUCAGUAUACAUAAACAUAAGAUAUUUAAAAAAUUGCGCAAACAUACUUGGGUUUUUUUUCUUGAACACACACUUGCCUUACCGCGAAUGUUUUUUGUUAGUUUUUGAUCAUAUAGAGAAGUUUAAAAUCACACUUGGGGGGUAGAAAUUAUUGUCCGACAUUUGUAGUGAUAAUUAUCAGAUUGACUGAAUUAAAUGUAUUUAUUUAUUGUAUUUUUCUUUUUUCUUUCUUAAUCUGUGGAAUUUUCAUCAGUGUGUUCUUGGCCAUGUCGUCCAUCCCUACACAGGUGUAACUAAUGAAGUCCCUAAUUACUAUGAAUACUAACACCCGCUUUACAAUGUGUAUCCAACUGUCUCCUGGAAAACAAUCUCGAGAGAUGAGAUUAGGUCUGAAGAACGUUUUUCUAAAGUAUGUGUAUAUUUGUGACAUGUUGACAUAAUAUAAAGCAGGAGAAAAGAAAGGGGAGAGAUGAGUGCAAGGCACUGAAAAAUUGAUAAGAUUUAACAUUUGAAAUUCUUAGCAUUUAACUUGCCAAUCAUUCCUGUCUGGUUUUUAAAUUUUUCUGUGAUGAAAUAUCCACUGCUUUGCUUAAUAUACUAACAAUUUAUUAAUACCCCCUUACUGAAUGUAUUAACAUUUGGAGCAUGAAUGGCAGACUUCACCCCAUUCACGUAACAAGCCCUCUGUCGGCUUAUACAGUAUGUGUAACAGACUCUGUGGCACAACGGUAGAGCUCAUUAUGUUCCGUACUGUUCAUGCUCAUACUUAAUGGUCAGAGUAAGUUUUAGCACUGACAAAUUUAGUAAUAACUUAAAUAUGUGCAUUAUCUAAUGUCACAGUCACAUCAAUGGGAAAAACCACCCACUACGUGUUUUAAUUAUUGUAACUGAAUGGCUUGAUUUUCUUUUUCUAUUUUAUAUAUUCUUGUUUCAUUUUCAGUCUGUUCACCAUUGAGCCUACAUCGUGUGUGUUUAUAUUUAUUUGUGUGGUGUGAUUUUUUUUUUUUUACUCAUCCUACAGACAAGUUCUGACUAAUGCUGCACCUGAUUGUAAGCCACAAUAAAGGUUUCCUGACCAAAUACAUUAA